This is a messenger RNA of Anisakis simplex (herring worm), 237 nucleotides long. The record is from the annotation of a GenBank genome assembly. NCBI's taxonomy places the organism in Eukaryota, Metazoa, Nematoda, Chromadorea, Rhabditida, Anisakidae.
CAGAAACCAAUUGAUUUAUUGGGUUUUCGUCAUUGGUUAGUGAUAUUGGUGGUGAUCGGUGCCGUGUACGCGUUUGUUGUCUACGAGGACAGACGAAUGCCGGCAGUGGAGCCGACGGGACAAUUCGAGCGAUUCUCGGAGACAAGAGCACGCAGACUUCUGAAUGAGUUGGCUGAUUUGGGGCCGAGAGUGAGCGGGUCUCGGGAAUGUGAGGUGGGUAUUGUUGGAUGGAUUUGA